This is a messenger RNA of Exophiala aquamarina CBS 119918, 900 nucleotides long. Its product is annotated as D-amino-acid oxidase. The record is from RefSeq and is a predicted model, not a curated record. Gene Ontology annotation, molecular function: D-amino-acid oxidase activity; FAD binding. The transcript is spliced from 4 exons. Bases 1 to 900 code for a protein of 299 amino acids. NCBI's taxonomy places the organism in Eukaryota, Fungi, Ascomycota, Eurotiomycetes, Chaetothyriales, Herpotrichiellaceae.
AUGAACUCACAAGCGCCCAGAGUUUCGGCCAACAAGACGCCAGCCCAAGAAUGGGGCAGAGACACGUGGGCUACCUUCGCAGACCUGGCUGAGACCCGUCCUGAAGCAGGUCUUCACUUUCAAACGACAGAGCUCUUCGAUCGCAAGAAGGAUGCCUCAUCAGUGACAGGACAGUGGUUCCAGGAGCUUCUCUCGCCUAACCUUGGGUUCAAAACCAUCUUCAAAGACUUUCGUGAAAUACCGAAGUCUCAGCUGAAAACUGGGACUGAUAGCGGUAUUGAGUUUACCUCGGUCUGUAUCAACGCCGCGAUCUAUCUUCCCUGGCUUGUCUCUCAAUGCCUUAAGGACGGCGUAGUGUUCAAGCGACAAGUCUUUGGACACAUAACGGAUGCAGCGAAAGGUGGUGUCCAUCAUUCCGGGGCGGCUGUCGACCUCAUUGUGGAUUGCACAGGGCUUUAUGCCUCUAAGCUUGCUGGCGUUGAGGACAAGACCGUCGUCCCCGCGAGAGGGCAGAUUGUGGUUGCCAGAAACGUCGCUCCAGCAAUGUUCCCAGUCUCUGGAACGGAUGACAGCUCAGAAGAAGCGUGCUACAUCAUGACUCGAGCUGCCGGAGGAGGCACGAUUCUUGGAGGCUGCUACCAAAAGGGCAGCUGGGAAUCCCAGCCUGAUCCGAGUCUUGCAAUCAGAAUCAUGAAGCGAUGUGGGGGCAAGGGAGUCGACCACCUGGACAUCAUCCGCCACGGGGUUGGCCUGAGACCUGUCAGGAAAGGCGGCACAAGGAUCGAGCUUGAAAAGAUCGAUGGGAUCCUUACCGUGCAUAAUUACGGUGCAGGCGGCGCAGGAGGCUGCGAAGUUCCCGGGACCCAGAGUCUUGCUGACUUGAACGUCUACGACGUCUAG